AUGAGUCUUACUUCAGCCAUUAAGUCGAAUAUCCGGGGAGAUGUUUGGCCCGGUCUCCCCAAACGAUUCCAGUCCUUCCUUUUCUUCCGUGUUCAAAACAAGGUUGAUUUCAAGAACCGGCUGAAGACGUUUAUUCCCAAGAUCACAACGGAGUCCGUUAAGCUCGAAGGCUUACCUGGAAUCAACAUUGGCUUUACCUCUACUGGCCUUGAAGCACUUGGAGCUUUUGUGAAUGUCGCCGGAUCAGACCAUCGUAAAAAGGACAGACAGCUAUCUACUGUCUUCCGGAAGCAACAACUUCGUGGUGGACUGUUCGAAAAGGGCAUGUAUGCGGAUCUUGUGGGUGAGGGGUGGGACAACCCCGACGAGCUUCGAGAGCAAUACAAGCCAACCGCAAAGGAGGUGAUUUUGGAUACCAAGAUCAGCGAGGUGAAGCAACAUUUCCUAGCCGAGGAGGGAGAACCUCUCAACCCAGACACCUAUGUCCUCCGUAAGAACCCCUCUAUCGAGUUUACCUUGACCAGAGAGGGGAAAUGUUCGUCCAGGCCAGAUGAAAGGAAAAGAACAGUAAUUACUUAUCAAAAGCCGGAGAGUCUUCACGGGCCAGAACUUACCUUUAUAUUCAGCUUUGAUUCAAGGAUGGCAUUAGCCAGCCGAUACUCGAGGAGCUGGGAUGAAGAGACAACCCGUUGGAAAAGAACCCAAGGCCACAAAGCCAGGGUUGAUUGUUUGCGGGUACGGGGCGACCAUAUGGGCCAACCGGCGUGGGCCAAGGAUGGCAGUUUCCUUGUUUUCCGUGACCUCCAGCAACUUGUUCCUGAAUUUGACGAGUUCAUGGAGGAAAAUGCGAAGAAUGCGCCUUUCGCUCAAGACCACGACAAGCCAGCUGAGAAGCUUGCUGCAUACUUGAUGGGAAGAUGGAAGAACGGAACCCCUGUGGAUGAGUCUCCUCACGAUGACUCGAACGAGGAGUCUAUUCACAUCGAACAACUUCGACUACCACCCCCUGACUUGGAGCACGACCAUGCUGUUAUUAUCCGCCGAGGAAUUCCAUAUGGCGACGAAGUCUCAGCCCAAGAAAUGACCAACCGGAAAUCGGCCGCCGACAAGGAACGUGGACUUCUGUUCGCCUGCUACCAGAGUGACAUCCGCAAUGGAUUCAACUUCUUGAAACUACCCGUAAGCACUCAAAUCUUGAACUCAGACAUGACGUUUGACAAAGGGGCCUCACUAACAUUUGACUUCUUCCAGGCUGGGCGAGCAACCACCACUUCCCCCGACCGCAAGAGUAACUUUGUCGGUGAUGAAGGUCCUGGUAUUGAUGCGUUUGUGGGCCAGAGACUGGACCACCACCCGCCUCGCUCUAUCGGUCUUCCCGAUGGCAAAUAUCCUACUGAGGCCCGCAUGCCCCUCGAUAGCUGGGUUGUUCCAAAGGGGAGGCGAUUACUUCUUUGUGCCUUCUAUUUCAACAUUGGAGAACGAGCUCACAGGCUCUGGCAUCUUUGA
This is a messenger RNA of Penicillium verrucosum, 1506 nucleotides long. RefSeq lists its product as uncharacterized. The transcript is spliced from 9 exons. Gene Ontology annotation, cellular component: cytosol. The record is from RefSeq and is a predicted model, not a curated record. Gene Ontology annotation, molecular function: peroxidase activity; heme binding. Bases 1 to 1506 code for a protein of 501 amino acids. NCBI's taxonomy places the organism in Eukaryota, Fungi, Ascomycota, Eurotiomycetes, Eurotiales, Aspergillaceae.